Pomacea canaliculata is the source of this 6485-nucleotide messenger RNA. RefSeq lists its product as uncharacterized. Gene Ontology annotation, molecular function: fatty acid synthase activity. The record is from RefSeq and is a predicted model, not a curated record. Gene Ontology annotation, biological process: fatty acid biosynthetic process. Lineage: Eukaryota; Metazoa; Mollusca; Gastropoda; Architaenioglossa; Ampullariidae.
GCUUCUGGUGCCAUAGGGGUCAUUAAGGUCCUGUUGAUGAUGAAUCACGACCUCAUAGUACCCUCCCUUCUUUGGGGAGAGGUAAAUCCUCAGAUUAAUCUUAAUGAACUUGGGCUCAUAAUCCCUCGUCAGCCAAUAAAAUGGAAAAAAGAGGAAAAGAUGGCGUGUUGCAACUCUUUUGGGUUUGGGGGAACAAACGCCCAUGCAGUUUUUCAAACUCAUCAACUCCGUCAUCAUAAAGAUAAAAAUACAAGCAGACACGAGUCAAGCAUCAUAUGCUUCUCGGGGAAAAGUAUACAUUCGCUGAAACAAUCAAUGGAAAUGAUGAGCGAGGAGGAGGCUUUGGUGUUGAACGGCUCUUUCAAAAGCGUCUCUGAGGCUGAAGAGCACUUGAUAGACAUUUCCUACACGGGCACUGUAAGACGAGAUCACCAUCGCUUCAGAAAGGCAUUCAUUGUUGAAGACAUCCACGAUCUUAUCGACAAUGUUUCUCAGUGUCUUGCAGAUGGUGUAGUUACCAAAGCAGCAAGCGACCCUCAUAUCGUCUUUGUCUUUUGUGGUAUGGGGACAGCAUGGCCGGGUAUGUGCUUACAGAUGAUGGACGAGUUUCCUUCAUUUAGGGACGCCAUCCAAGAAAUUGAUGCUCUUUUGAAAAAAUUCACUAAAGGUCAAUGGUCACUGGUAGAACGCUUCAAGAACGAAGACUGCUCAAAGGACGACUUGUUGUCCCCUAUUGCUAUUUUUGCCUGCCAGGUGGCGCUGGUGGCUGUUUGGAAAAGUCUUGGUGUCAUUCCAGCCUGCGUACUCGGGCAAAGUGUCGGGGAAGUGGCUGCCGCUUAUGUUGCAGGCUGCAUAAGUCUUGAAUCUGCUGUAGCCAUCAUUUACUUCCGGUCACAAAUCUUAACACAAGUUUCCGGCGGAAAAAUGAUAGUUGUGAAGAACAUAAAUGUUGAAAAAGUUCGAGCAGCAUUAAAAGACUUCAAGAACGCAAACAUUUCUCUUGAAUACAGCCCCGUGUCUUGCGCAGUCAGCGCCGACCCAGCCACACUGACUAAAGUCCGCCAAAAGUUGUCCUCCAUUUCCGCCAGCGAUGGUUCACAGCUGCAAGUCAUCAGUCUCGAUGUCCCUGUAGCUUACCAUAGUCAGUUUGUGGAUCCAUGCAUAGCUCAACUUGCCAGGGCUCUAGAAAAGUUGCAGUCCUCGCCUCCUACAGUUCAGUACAUUUCUGCUGUCUCUGGAGAAGAGUUGACGGUCGCUCCUGAUCAGCGGUACUGGACCACUCACCUUCGGGAACCAGUCCUCUUCUCCAAGGCUGUCAAAACCGCCCGAAAGAAAAAUCCCGGGAAAACGGUGUUUCUCGAGAUUGGCCCUCGAGCAGUGCUAAAAGCACACAUACAUGAUAUCUUCCCAAAUGAAGAUGUACCAGUAGUAACAUCAAUGUCUAAGCAGCCAGAGAAGAAGGUGUUUUUACAGGCGACUGCAUCAUUAUACGAACUUGGUUCUGACAUCCAGUGGGAAGCCCUGUUCAAAACCUCGCACGAGAUAACAGAGUUACCAAGAUAUGUUUUCGACAAGAAAACUUCUUUGAGGAGGUCAGAGAUCCAGGCUAUGCUUCUAAGCGGCACACCAAUGGUGAACCACCAUCUCUUCCUGUAUCCCAUUACCGUUAAAACUCGAGAUUUGUUUAAGAUAGUGCUUUCCACUUUCACAACCAGCUUUGUAUACGAUCACAUUGUUGGUCACACGUUUGUCAUCCCUGGAGCAUUGUAUCUUGAAGCAGGAUUCGCAAUAGCUAAAUUGUUGAGCAAUGAUUUCGGCAACCAGGCAUUAAUUUCAGCUACAUUCAUGAGUCCAGUUUCAGCCGAUAAAGACGAUCUUAUUGAGCUUGAUAUCAAGAAAGCAGACAUUCCAAGUCUUUCAAAGGAAUCUUCUUUGCAAUUUGACAUCGUCAGAAAUGAUCGCCUUGUUGUAAAUAUAAAGGUAGAUCAUCUACCUCCAGCCACCUGUGCUCCAGACCAGAUAAGUCUCCUUCACAUCAAACAAAAGUGCAAGCAGCUUGUGGUAAAAGAUACAAUACAGACUGCUUUAAGAAAUUUAAAUUUCAAUUUUGGAGAAUCCUUUUCUCUACUUGACCACGCUUUCAAAGGCGAUCGUGAGUGUCUGGCUUGUAUCAAGCCCUCCCCAAAAGUAUGUCAAGAUUUCAUUAGUACAACUAUACACCCUGCGGUCCUCGAUGCCAUGAUGCAGUCUUCCGUGGUCUUAAUGGGAAACAGUGUUAAGGUCGAGCAGCAACAUUUACCUGAAGCCGUUAACAAAUUGAAGGUGUUCGGCAAGAUGGAGACUUGCAUGUAUGUCCAUACUCGAAUAGCCAGUGAAGAGAAUAAGCGGGUUCGCUACAGCUGUGUCCUCUACUCUGCAGACGGUCACACCCUGGCCAUACUGGACGAGUAUGUGGUGAACAAAAUAAAUGCUGAAUCAGACUGCAACCUUCCAAUGUUGAUGACCAUGAAAUGGGAUCCUGUGUCUGAUUCAUGGGAUCGGGACGUGGCUGUUGAAAAUGCGUUGAUCCUGGUGACCAGCUCAGACACUGACAUGCCUACAGAUAACAAAAUGAAGAUGAUAGGAAAAAGCCACCACACAAAGAGUGGACCGAAAUCAAGAGAGAGAUGUCGGUUGAUGAAAGGUACAGAAACCUAUUCAGCCUGCCUUGUUCUUUGCCACACUGGUAUAACCAAUGGCAUAACCUGUGAUGAACUUGGAACUUCUUUAAUGAAUACUUGUGGCAUCAUUCAAAGUGUGUUGAGCCUAGCAGUUGACAAGAAGCUGACUAUACCAGUAAUUGUCUGCACUUUCGGGGCAUGGCCAAGUCCUGAAGGGAGAUCAGAAGUAAUAGUACAUCCAGCUGCUUCCUCACUCUGGGGCUUGGUGCGCACAGUGCAUGCUGAGAAGGUUUACAGCAAUGUCUUCAUCGCUGACAUCCAGGUGCCAGUGAACCGGAUGACCUCACAGUUUUUUUCAUCCGUGGCAGGUUAUUUUUCUUCUGCAUAUGAACAUAGAGAAAACAGAGAAUACAUCAUAACAGAAAACAAAGUCUUUCUCAAUCAUAUUUCAGUGCUUGAUAAAGGUACAGGUGUUCCACUUUACAGAGAAGUUAACUUGGAUUUAAACUCUAAUGUUGUUAUAAUGUCUCAAGACAUAAAUGGAGUAGCUAGUCCUGUUGCAGUCAAAACUGAUAAGGUGUUCAGAGCUGAUGCAAGCCAAAUAGUGGUAAAGCCACACUUGUUCGCCCUUCCUUCACCUCACCUCCUUAAGAUGGGCAUGUCAUUAGAAGAAAGUACUGUUGGCCCAAACAAGCACCCUGUUUUUGCCGUGGAGUCAAUCUGGCAGUCAGCAGAGAAACCACAAAACCUCAUUGUUUCCUGCUGUCCAGUUCACGUAGCAACCACUGUGACUGUUCCAUCAGAGACUGCCAUUGAGACAUCAGCCAUUCCUGAUUACCAUCCUGGUGACUUGACAACACUAGUCCUUCUAUUUUCUUUGGCUGAUAAAAUCAAGGCUACUGACAUCACUAUCAUUGUACCAGACACAAACAAAAGUCUUGCAGAAAUCAUGGAAAUGAUACUCAAGUCCAGAGACUCAGUGGCAUCAGUACAGGUCAUGACCUCAGAAGACCUGCACACCACAAAGGUCAAGUCAACGGCGCUGGUGUCUUUAGUCCUCCUCGACGAUGUAAUCAUGGGGCUUCUUGCUAGACAAUGGGAGAAUGCAAAGUAUCUUGUCACCUGUAAAUAUUUGAUGACUACACCUGCUCAUUCUCACCUUGUUUGCCACUUUGCCAACGUUGAAUAUGAAGUCGUUGACACACAACACUUGUUCCAGCCAUUAAUCAUGAGAAAGAUUGUUCCAGAGGUAAAGCACUGGCUGAACAAUCAGGACAUCAAGAGCUUGUCAGAGAUGGCUGACUGUUUGCAGUCUUGUAGGAAGAUGGCCACUGAAUUAAGAAGUGAUGGUUUGUACCGUCUCUUAGAGUUCAAAGAAUUUAGUCUACAACAACUGUCUCUUAAAGUGGACGACAAAAAUUUGUUUGAUAAAAACUGUCUUUACAUUGUUGUAGCUGGUCUUACUGGACUUGGGUGGAUCUGUGUAAAGUACCUCGCAGAGAAUGGAGCAGGAAAUAUUGCAAUACUGCAAAGACGAUCCCCCAGCGAAGACCACAUUGCAAACAUUACUGCACUUUCUCAAACAUUUCACUGUAACAUCGAAGUCUUUCAAACAGAUAUCACCAAGUUUGCUCAAACACAAGAUGCUUUGACUUGCUUGCAGGAGAGAUUCCCUAAGGCCAGACUGAAAGGUAUUUUCUUUGGGGCGGCUGUUAUUGAUGGGUCAUUUCUUUUCAUGACUCGAGAAAAAUUUGAAAAGGCAUUGUCACCUAAAGUUAAGGGAAUAUGGAACCUCCAUGUGCUAACCAGAGAUAUGCCUCUUGACUUCUUUGUAAUGCACUCGUCCAUUGCUUCAGUACUGGGAAACCAAGGGCAGACAAACUACUGUGCCGGAAACGCCUUUUUGGAUGGGCUGGCCUACUUCCGCCGUAGCCUCGGUCUGGCUGCUCAGUCUUUGAGCUGGGGACCACUGAAUGUUGGACUACUGAGCGACAAGGAAAGUGUCAAACAGAAACUUGAGACCUCUGGUUACCUUCUAAUGUCUGUACAGGAAAUUCGAGACAGUUUGUCUCCCUUGCUGAUGCUGAACUGGCCUCACUGCUCUCCCGUGAAGCUAGACGAGAAGAGGUUUGCUAGGCGGCUAGCAGGGAACUCGGACCACUCGCUGCUCGCUCGUCUACAAAUGUCUGUGUCUUUAGAUGAACAGACAGGAGGGAACGAAGUCACCGUCGAUAUUCAUGCUGCGAAAUCACUGGAUCCAGAGCGAAGACAACAAACUUGCUCUUCAUACAUCACCAAUCUGGCCUGUAAGAUCCUGACCAUCGCGGAUCGCUCACUGGUUACCAUGGACACCAGCCUUGUAGACCUGGGUUUCGAUUCAAUUUCGUCGAGAAUGAUGAUCGAUCAGGUGUACAAAGACACAGGUGUGGAACUCACCUUACUCCCCUUCGUCACUGGAGAGGCGACAGUUCGCACGCUUGCUGAAAUUGUGAAUAAAAUGAUUGCAUGAUCUUCAAUAUUUCAUGAAGAUUUGAGAAACAAAUACUUAUUUCUUUAAAAGAAAAUGAAUGUUGAUUUAAUGAUGCUAAAAAUCUCGUUUAACUGGUAAAGUUAGAUCGAAACAUUUUUAAGAAAAAUAAUGCAGCAGGGAAAUAAAUAUUCAUCUAAUGUUACGACGGGUCUGGGUAAAAAGACAUUUUUGAUUAUUUUAAAUUAUGCUUCCACGAAAGAUAAGAGGAUAGCCUCGUUGUUAGGUCAGAGAGUCAUCCCCCCUUUUUUUUCAAGUGUGGGUUCUGUAAAGAAGUGAUCUGAAACUUCCUUAGUUUUUAUUUAUUUUUUAUUGUUAAGAUUUUUUGGCAAGUGGGAUGAGCCACAAUAGAUGUAAUAUCAAAGCCAUAAUAUUUGUUCAUUGAUUUGACAAUGAUCUUAUCAUUUUAUCUUUUCCAAUUUAUAACCAGUAUUUUCUAGUGUAAUGGCAUUGUGUUUGCGUCCCCAGUUUAUGUAAAUGCAUUAUGAUUGCUUUAAAUAACUACUUACCAUGAUUGAAAUUCAACUAAUGAAAAUGUAUUUCUUUAUCAGAUAUAUAUUUCGAUCUAUCAACCUACGAAGUUACAUUAAAAAAAAUCUGUAAUGUAAAAUAUUGAGAAUCAUUGGAGGAUAAACCCAAGGCCAUUUUUACAGUUUUUUUGAGAGAUGAAAGAGAAUGAAAGCUAAAAAUCUGCAUUUUUAAUACGAAAACAAUUUUUUAAAAUGUCUUUUGAACCUUUAGGGUAGUUUUUUUUUAUUGUGAAAAACUCUUGAGGGUUUAAUUGAUUAAUCCUAUUAUUUAUGGUGCUGAUUGCUGUAUAGCUUUCGUAUAAAAUUUUAUUCUGCAGUUCUCAUUUUACAUUACAAAUUUAUCAUUCACGUGCUAAAUAUACAUGAUUUUUGAUAUUGCAUAUACUUUUUACUUGCAUAAACUUUAUUAUUUAGUUGACAACAAUAGUUAAAUUAAAUAUAUAUGAACAGUAUAUGCAUGUUUUGAACGUUAAACAAAUGGAUUUAAUUGUUAAAUCACGUGGCGCUUAAACAAAUCAUGCUUUAGUUUGUGUGUCGAAUUUUUUUCAGUAUUAAAACUGAAUUGUCUUGUUAAAAAGAAAGCUUAACGUUUUGUUUACAAUCAACCCUAAUUACAUUGCAAUAUUAUUUAAAGCAUUGCAUACACUGUUCUUAAGCAGUAAAGUUUUAUUUUUAUACAUGUUGAAAAUAACUGAUCUUCAUUAUGUAACAUCUGACUCACUUGAAGAGAUUUCCAUUCCCUUUCAAAAUUUAUUAAAUCAUGUAUGA